AUGGACAAUCUUGACGACCUUUUUGGCGAUGGUGAUGCAGAUGGCAUCAACGCUGCUAUCGCUGCAUCUCUUGAUACCGAUGCUCUCUUCCAAAGAAUUGAGCGCUCCCACGUUGUAGGCUGUUGCCAGAGGCUAGCAUGGUCUAGGACCAGUUGUGUUGCUCAAAUAUCUGCGGAUUCUCGUAAGAUUUUCGUGCGGGCCCUUUGCCGCGACAAAGAUACCGCAAAAUGGUCGCUGUCUGGUGAGACCGAAGUCAAUGCCUCAGAAGAUGCCAUCUUCACUCAUGUCGAAUGGAGCAGCUCUGGUCUUGACCUGGUCGCUGCGGAUCAAUUUGGUCGGUUGACUCUUUUCAGCCUUACCCAUGCUUUGAAUAGUCUCGAACGCCGUCCAGUCAACCUGAGCAGUACUGUGGACGAUUUGAAUCAAAUUGUCGGGCUUCACUGGUUUCCUUUGAACCUUGCUGGCCAGAAUCGCACUGCUUUGAUCCAUCCUGCUCACAAGGAAGGUGACCGAUGGAUCAACAACAUGAGGCUUCACGAGGUUCAUGGCGUCUCGAACCCCAUUGACAACAAGGCUGCGUUUAUAUGCGUCACUCGUAGAAGUCUUGUCAAAUUGAUCUAUGAGCAACCCGGUCAGCCAUGGACUCAAUUCAACUUGAGCCUGGACAGCCUGACUGACUCCGGAGACGUGCUCACUCACGCUUCCUUCUGUCAAGCAAAUCAACACCUUGUCAUGGCCACAUAUGAUAGCUCCAAGCGAUUACGCCUCUACAAGAUCAUGAUCCACUGGAACUCCAAUACUGGAGAUGGCAACAACCAAAAACCUACCCUUAACCCUCAGAUGGCCGUUCUGCAUGUUGAACUACUUGAUCAAUGUGUCCCUCAAUCCUCAGAACGAGCAGCUAGUGCUCAACUCUCAUCUCUGCACAUCGAGCCAAUCUCGCAAGCCAUAGAAAAUAGCACCUUUACGGUCGUGGCUGUCUUCACCAGCGUAGCCCAGGAUCAUGGUGGCAAGUUCAGUAUCAUAUCUCGUUGGGAACUCCAACAAGCCGACACCACGUUGCAUGAUAGCUUCAAAGGCUUAAAGCCAACAGCUGCACAACCCGCUGCUCAGAAACCCGUGCAGAGGCUGCAUCGAUUAGAGGAUGUGUUUUCGCAAAAGGCCAUUCUAGCUCUUCAAAGUAAUGUAUAUCACAACACGUUUGCAUUCGCGGCGAGUGACGGUACAGUCGAGUUUCGUUCUCGAGAAACCAUGCAAAUCAUCUUAGCGGAUGGAGAUACAAAUAAAGCGACAAGCUUACCGCAGAAUGGCUUUUCGUUCAUGGCUUCUGAUUGCAUCGACAUAUCGCUUUCGCCUAGUAUGGCUGCUUCGAUCAUCACCAAACCAGACGGCACAAUUCAGCUUCACAACGCCGAAUAUCUUCACGGCUGGAAAGAUGCUAAAGAGGACGAUGAUCUCGCACAGGCUGCGGUUGUGUCUUUGGCUAGAGAGCUCGGUAUCGUGACCUGCUAUCAGAUUGGUUUUGAUGACUUGCUAUCCAUGAUACCAACGGAUUUGGACAGAAGUCUGCGACGUAGGUUCAUCAGCGAAAUAUUCCGCACGAUCAACCGAAAUCUCGAUUUCUCCCUCGAUGACCAGAAGGUGCAGUCAGGCAAGGUCCUGAAAGACAGCCUUCUGUACAGAAUUGCUAGUGCCCAGCUCAUUAUUAGCUACCAGACCGAUCCCAAGCGACGAGACAUCCCUGCAAAGGUGGCAUGGAUGCUGCUGAAUCUUCGCUCGGUGUGCACCAACAUUGCACAAACUUUGACCAUGACCCAGCAGAUCAGAGGCAUGUACAACAUGGAGCCCAGCCUGUUCGUGUCACUCAAGGGAUUGGCUAGAUGGUCACUUGAUCUGAUGAUACUGAUUCUUGACGACAUGAUCGAAAUUAUGCGCUUCUGCAAUGGCAACUUCGACAGAGAACGGAUAUUGUCUUAUGUGCAUGAGAAGAACACCGCAGCCGUGCACCUUCUACUGAACAGCACAUCGCGAGCACUGCUGGCUAUGUUGGGAAACCUAGUUCGUAACUUUGCCCUGCGCAUUCCCAAGACUCAGGAGAAGGUACGCCUCAGCAGCAGAGCGAACGACAUUCGAGACAGCGCAGAAUUGCAACAAAUGGAAACUAUGAUGGGCUCGGAUCUACCAUUUGAUAUCAGACUUUUCGAGCACCUCAUUAUGGAGAUCGAUGGUGCUGUGCGUGCAACAUACCAAACAGCGCAAUCAUCAGCUCCAUUGCGUAGCCAUCUUGAGCAAAGUAUGCUCGUCGAAGCCGACAUACCUGAGGUGCUGAGUCCAGUGCUACAGAGGCUGUUUGGCGAUAUAAUGCCACGUAUCGAAAGUCAGGUCGAUGGCGUGGCUAUCUAUACUGCAGAUACAGCAUGGUUAGGACUCGGCGAAGACGAAGAAGCAAACAAGCGAGCAGGAAUGCAACAAUACGAUGUUCUGCGCAAGUGUGCCAUCGCGCCAGGCGCGAAGAUCAGACAGUGCAGGAGAUGUGGCAGUGUCAUUGAGAAUUUGGUGGACGGACAUUCAGCUGCUUGGGUGCAGAACGCGCACAAGAUGUGUGUUUGUCUCUCGCAUUGGGUUGUCGCAUGA
This is a messenger RNA of Aureobasidium pullulans EXF-150, 2634 nucleotides long. RefSeq lists its product as uncharacterized. Bases 1 to 2634 code for a protein of 877 amino acids. The transcript is spliced from 5 exons. Gene Ontology annotation, cellular component: mediator complex. The record is from RefSeq and is a predicted model, not a curated record. Gene Ontology annotation, biological process: positive regulation of DNA-templated transcription. NCBI's taxonomy places the organism in Eukaryota, Fungi, Ascomycota, Dothideomycetes, Dothideales, Saccotheciaceae.